AUGCCGCCGAACGUGCCGACGAUCGUCGUCGCCGGCACCUCCAGCGGUGUCGGCAAGACCACGGUCGCCGUCGGGCUGAUGCAUGCACUGCACGCACAGGGAUGCCGGGGCGCCACCGACGACGGCUCGACGGCGCAGGUGGCCAAGUGGCUGCGCGCGCCCGUGCUGCUGGUCGUGGACGCGUGGAACCUGGCACGCUCCGCCGCGGCGAUGGUGCACGGCUACCAGAGCUUCGAUCCCGAGGUGAUGCUGGCCGCAACCGUCUUCAACCGCGUCGCCGGCGCCGCACACGGCACCUGGAUCGCGCAGGCAAUGGGCAGCCACCCGGGCACGGCUGCAACCCUCGUGGCAGGAGGCGCAGAGGGUGCAGUGGGAGUAGGCGCGACGCUGCAGUGGUUCUCGCCCCUCGCCGACGCUUCGCUGCCCGACGGCUGUGAUGCGCUGUACCUCGGCGGAGGCUACCCCGAGCUGCACGCGCCCGCCCUCGCCGCCAACGGGCGGAUGCGUUCGGCGGUGCGCGCCUUCUGCGAGGGCGGCGGCCUGGUGUGGGCCGAGUGCGGCGGCCUCAUGUACCUCGCGCGGCGGCUGCUGCGCCGCCCUGCCGAUGUCGCCGCUGCUGGCGAGGUUGGGAGCCGCUUCCGCGCCCAGCAGUACCACUUCAGCGAGGCGACCGCCGACGGCCUGCCCGCGGUGAUCGUCGACGCCAGGACCGGCGGCGGCGCGGGGCUGCGGGGCGUCGAACACCCCGCCUUCAGCGUGCAGAUGGAGGGGGUCGGGGCGCUCCUGCCGUCGGCCACCAAAAUGGUGGCGGCGGUUCUUGGCAAAGCGGGCGCCGCGGCCCCAAUUCUCCGGGUGAGCGAGCAUUUCCACUGGCCCGCGGCGGUGGUGGCGGGCAAACCCCUGGCGCUCCACCGCCUGGCGGUGCGCAGCCAGCCGCCUCGCGACACGUACAUCGACCCGGACACCGGCUACAGCGUCUUCACGCAGGCGUACCUCAAGCGGCGCCCCUGCUGCGGGAACGGCUGCAGACACUGCCCGUGGGGGCACGUGAACGUGCCUGGCCGGAGGCGGUCCGAGGCGGAGCCGGAGGAAGAGGACGGACUGGACUGGUGA
Messenger RNA from Emiliania huxleyi CCMP1516, 1113 nucleotides. RefSeq lists its product as hypothetical. The transcript is spliced from 6 exons. The record is from RefSeq and is a predicted model, not a curated record. Lineage: Eukaryota; Haptophyta; Isochrysidales; Noelaerhabdaceae. Gene Ontology annotation, molecular function: cobyrinic acid a,c-diamide synthase activity. Bases 1 to 1113 code for a protein of 370 amino acids.